UUUUCUAAACAUGGCAGACUUGGUAACAGACGAUGAAGACGACUAUUUUGAGGAAAAAUGAGGAUUCACAGCCUUAUCUUUUUGAAAGUAAAUAUACGGAGGAUGAACUACUGGCUGGAGCAGACGGAAGCCGAGACGGGUGCGACGUGGUCACGCUGAAAAUCUGGAUUUUUGAGCCAAGUUAUGUCGAAUUAGUGGAGCCCAGCUGGAUGAAACAGACAACUGUCCAUUAAUAUCGCAACAAAUCGGUAUUUGUUUGGUCGUAACGGGAUCCUGGCACGGUUGGACAACGUCAUGGAGGCCAAAAAAGCGACUUUGAGUGUUCCUGUUUACGGACAUGUCAUUGCCAGCGAGAAAUGGAGAGACUCGUCCCUCAUUCAAAACUUGAAAGGUGGGGGUGUGAAGAUCCUCUUUGAGAACGAGCUCGGCACGGCAGACUUUCUUCUCCCAAACAAGAGCUGCAUCCUCUACCUGUCCGAGUGUGACGUCAUCACAGGCUCCGCCUACAAGAGGAAGUUGGUCCGCUACAGGACUGCCUGCAGCAGCUUCCAGGAGCUGGUCCUGGUGGAGAAAACCCGCCUGGACGAGCAGUACUUCGCCUCUGUCCAGAAGUUUGUCGUCUUUGAGCUGGGACUGACGCUGCUGCCAGUCGGCGGGCAGACGGAGGCCUCCCAGCUCAUGGUUCAAAUGGUUCACGGGGACGGCAGGGACAACCCGUUCAGUAGGAGGAGCUCGUCCCGGCUCCUGGACCCGCAGGUUUUGGCCCUGGUGCAGCAGGUCCCCGGGGUGGGCCGAGUCAAAGCCCUGGCUCUGCUUGAGCGCUUCUCCAGUAUCCACCAGAUCUGCAACGCCGGCGUCGCAGACCUGGAAGCCACAGUGGGCCAGGCUGCCGCUCAGAACAUCCACAACUUCUUCCACAAAUCCACAGGGUCUUGAAGCUGAUCAACUGAUCCAUGGACCCAAGGAGCUGCUAGCAGGAGACUUUUUUGUGUGUCACUGGGUCCUGAAUGUAGUGACGGAACAGUUAAUGGUCUUUUCUCGUGAAGACUUCUACUGUACACAUUUAGGAAUCAAUGUCUUUAGACCCUACUGUUUGGUUAAGGCAAAGGUGUCCAAAAAUGGCCCCCAGCUAUUUUUUUAAUGGCCAGAAGCACAUUCUAAAAUAAUAUUACAAAAAAGAAAGUGGAAUAAAAGAGCAAAAAAGUUGCAAUGUUGACUCUAAUACCACAAAGCUGCCAUGUGCGCUGUUUUUUCUUUUAAAGUGUCAUUGCUCAAAAAAUAAUAAUGAAUCAAAAUCAAUGAUGUCAUAAAUUAUUGGCCUGUUGAGCAAUAGCUUCACCACAAAUAUUAAAUUUUUAAAUGUUUGGGUGAAAAUAUUGCAUAUUUUGUGUGUUUCCCAGAAAAACAUGAGUUUUCUAUGACAAAAAGGGCAUUAAGUAAACAACCAAAAAACUAAUUGAAAUUAUAAUCGACGGAUAGAUCUGAAGUUGAUAUAAGGAUUUAAGCGUAAAAAAUGUAUGGCUUAUUUUUGUAACACCUAUGAGUGGGGCCCUUUUGUAUACCAUAGCUGUCAUUGUACAACAAUUAAUAAUAAAUCGAAAUCAAUGAUGUAAUAAAUCAUUGACCUAUUGACCAAUCGCUUCACCACAAAUAUUCCAUUUCUAAAUGUUUGUGUGAAAAUAUUGCAUAUUUUGUGUGUUUGCCAGAAAAACUUAAGGGCAUUAAACAAACCACAAAAAAAAACCAUAACAUUUUUUUAAAAUUAUAAUCGACAGAUAGAUCUGAAGUUGAUAUAGGGAUUUAAGCGUAAAAAAAUGUAUGGCUUAUUUUUCUAACACUUAUGAGUGGGGCCCUUUUGUAUUCCAUAGAAUUUUAGUAGGAUUUUUUAAACUGUCAUUGUUCAAAAAUUAAUAAUGAAUCUAAAUCAAAGUUAUGAAUUAUUGACCUUUCAAAUAUUGACCAUCAAAUAUUUUCAUUUGUAAUAUUUUGGGGGGAUAAUUGUUGCAUGUUUUGUGCUUUUGCCAUAACAAAGUUUUUUUUUCUUAGAACAAUAAAUACAACUUGAUAUCGGCAGAUAUAUCUGGAGUUGAUCUAUAGGUUUAAGUGUUGAAAAAAAUAUACAAUAUAUGACCUAUUUUAAAAUUUUAAUGACAGAGACUCAUCCGGGAUCCCCAGGGCCUAACUUGAGGGGAGACCUAAAGGUAAUAAAAAAACAACCUAUAUAUUGUAUUGGUUUUGAAAAUGAAAAAUUUCAAAAUGGCCCCCGCAUGCUUUGAUUUUUUUAUUAUUAUUUUUUCCUUAGUGGAAAAACUUUUGACACCCCUGGGUCAAGGGGUACUGGACUGGCCCACCAUCAGACAAUACAUCAAUGAGCUAUUUAGUGUUUGAUGUGAACAAAAGUAUUUUAUUACCUACAUGGGGAGGCAAAGGAAAGAUGUCUCAAAU
Messenger RNA from Entelurus aequoreus (snake pipefish), 2445 nucleotides. It is a transcript of the gene faap24, whose product is annotated as FA core complex associated protein 24. Gene Ontology annotation, molecular function: chromatin binding. Bases 295 to 936 code for a protein of 213 amino acids. The transcript has 5 exons. Gene Ontology annotation, cellular component: Fanconi anaemia nuclear complex. Gene Ontology annotation, biological process: interstrand cross-link repair. The record is from RefSeq and is a predicted model, not a curated record. NCBI's taxonomy places the organism in Eukaryota, Metazoa, Chordata, Actinopteri, Syngnathiformes, Syngnathidae.